UUUGUUGCCAUUUCCCUGUACAUUUAACAGUUAUGGCGUCUCCACGGCCCAAAUCUCCUCGUCCAGCUCCGAUUUCUGCUAAAAAAGAGGAAAAAGAAGAGAGCUUCUGGGAUAAAAUUGGUACUUUAGGACGUAAAAAGCGCAUAAAGGAAGUUCAAGAAGUUCAAGAAGAAGGCAAACAUGCAAUUGAGUCGCCAGGAUUUGCGGCUAUGGUAGAUAUGCCACCCGAAGACUAUGCUUUAGAUGAAAAUGAAGAGCGAUCUAUGAUAGCACCUAGAAGUUUAGAAGAACCUAAAGUACAAGAGUUAAUUCAUGUAUUAAUUGAGUGGAUAAACGAUGAAUUGGCUAAUCAGCGUAUUAUAGUUAAAGAUAUUACAGAAGACCUUUACGAUGGCCAAGUACUUCAGAAAUUACUUGAAAAAUUAACAGGAAAAAAGCUUGAUGUUCCUGAAGUGACGCAAUCCGAGGAAGGACAAAGACAAAAACUUGCUGUUGUACUAAAUACAGCCAACAGAGUUCUAGGAUGUUAUCCUCCUUAUAAAUGGAGUGUUGAGUCGGUACAUUCUAGAAACAUUGUAUCAAUUUUCCAUUUGUUAGUCAGUUUGGUACGUUUAUUUCGAGCACCAGUUAGAUUACCAGAAUUAGUAUCCGUUCAAGUUGUUGUAGUAACAAAGAAAGAUGGUCAAUUAAUACAUAAAAUCAUAAAAGAAGAAAUCACGUCGACGUACGAUGACUUGGGAAUGCGUUGUGAACGAGAUGCCUUUGAUGCUCUAUUUGAUUACGCACCAGAAAAACUAGCAGUAGUAAAAAAUUCGCUGGUGACAUUUGUCAAUAAGCAUUUAAGUAAGGUACAUUUAGAAGUAUCGGAUCUUGAUAAUCAAUUCCACGAUGGUGUCUUUCUCACUUUAUUAUUGGGUCUUCUCGAAGGAUUUUUUGUACCAUUGGGUAGCUUUCAUUUGACCCCAAAAACUCACGAACAAAAAGUACAUAACGUAUCAUUUGCCUUUGAGUUAAUGCAAGAUGUUGGCCUACCAAAACCAAAAGCUCGACCAGAAGAUAUUGUCAAUUUGGAUUUAAAAUCAACAUUGCGUGUACUUUAUAAUUUAUUUUCAAAAUAUAAAGGCAUAAAUUAGUAAGAAUCUAUGUACGAAGCAUCAAUCAUUUAGUUUAAUUAAUUUGGUAAUUCUCUAUCAAUAAAAUAAUAACUUAUACAAUUAUUCAAAACAUUGUCAAUGAAACUAAAAGUUCUUAUCGUAGAUGUAUUUAUAAAUAUAUAUGUAUUUUAUAUUUUACUAACCAAAG
Messenger RNA from Ceratosolen solmsi marchali, 1302 nucleotides. It is a transcript of the gene parvin, whose product is annotated as beta-parvin. Bases 33 to 1133 code for a protein of 366 amino acids. Gene Ontology annotation, molecular function: actin binding. Gene Ontology annotation, biological process: substrate adhesion-dependent cell spreading; establishment or maintenance of cell polarity regulating cell shape; actin cytoskeleton organization. The transcript has 5 exons. NCBI's taxonomy places the organism in Eukaryota, Metazoa, Arthropoda, Insecta, Hymenoptera, Agaonidae. The record is from RefSeq and is a predicted model, not a curated record. Gene Ontology annotation, cellular component: actin cytoskeleton; cytoplasm; focal adhesion.